Molecule: messenger RNA, 1680 nt
Organism: Phytophthora sojae
Lineage: Eukaryota; Oomycota; Peronosporomycetes; Peronosporales; Peronosporaceae
Exons: 1
Coding region: 1-1680 (559 amino acids)
Biological process (GO): mitotic DNA replication checkpoint signaling
Cellular component (GO): nucleus
Molecular function (GO): ATP hydrolysis activity; DNA replication origin binding
Source: RefSeq, a predicted model, not a curated record
AUGCGCACACGAGCUCAGAAGCGCGCACAAAUGCCAGCGCUCGCGCAGCAGCUGCAGCAGCGUCUGCGCACGCUGGAGGAGGCCGCGGUCGCCGCUGCCAACGCCCCCCUCAGCCCGCCGGCCCCCAAGAAGCGCAAGACUGACGACGUCUCCGCGUCGCCGCUGCUGCUCACCCCGCACCACCCGAAGCCGCGCACGCCGGUGCUUAGCGUGCUCAAGACGUCGGCCAAGUCCAAGGCCAAGGCGGAGACCAAGCCGAACAUGGCCAAGCGCGUGUCUCUGUGCCGCACGCUGCAGUACACGGAGGACUCGCAGGCCGUGCUGCAGCGGAUCUGCUCGGGUCAGAUGCUGCGCGCCAGCACGUCCAUUGUGGGUCGUGAAGAGGAGCACCAAGUAGUUCGUGAUGUGCUGAAGGGAGAGCAGCAGAGCAGUCUGUUCAUCAUCGGCCCCCCGGGAACAGGCAAGAGCUCCUCGGUGAAUGAGCUGCUGGUAGAGCAAGGCUACGAAGCGGUGGAGGCCAUGUCGUCGCUGAAGCGCAAGCGAAGCAAGAGCGCGAAGGUUGCAGUCAAGUUUAACUGCAGCACCUUCACGGACCCCGCGGCGUUGUAUGCCGCUGUGGCGCAGCUGGUGACGCAGGAGACGAGUUGGAAGCUGCCGGAACGACUGGACCCAUUCGAGAUGGGCAUGUUUGUCAAGUAUUGUGUGAGUACCAAGGGACAGUCGGUGGUCGUCGUGUUGGACGAGGUGGACCAGUUGCUGCGUCUUCAUGCGCGCAUGCAGCCGACGGUGAAGGAGGUGCUCCACUUCUUCGUGCGGUGGGCUGCGGCUGCACCGAGUUGUGUCAAGUUCCUGGGCAUCAUGAACGGCGUCGACAUGUACGAGCAGAUCUCGCGCGUUCAUGUGACUGGUGACAAUGCUGUCGACUCGCACGUCCCCCGUGUCGUGUUCGGCUCGUACACACACCAGGACCUGCUGCUGAUCAUGCACAGCUACCUUCAGAACGCACUCCCGGUGGGUGCCCACACGGCCGACGUGUCCAACUUCAUCGAACCCCGAGCUAUCGAGCUCAUUGCAAGGAAGGUGGCUUCCCGCGAUGGCGACGCCCGUCUGGCCAUCAGUUUGGUGCAGCAGUCCGCUCGCCACGCUCUUCAGCGCGCAGGAGCUGCGAGCCCUUCGCACUCAGACAAGAACCCUCCGAGCACGGCUCCUGUGGUGGUCUCGCUGCGUGACGUUUUCCAUUGCUCGACCUCGAUGCUCUCCUCUCCGGUGGCUCAGCAGAUCAAGCAGCUGCCAAGACAAGCCAAGUUGCUGCUUUACGUGAUCACCGCUCUCGCCCCAGGGUGCAACGACGACGGAAGCAGCACUAGCACCAGCCCUCGCGGAAAUCUGCGCAAGUGCGAUAUGAACCAGGUCAGUGAAGAGCUCGCGCGUCUUCGUGGCCAGCCCCAGACUGCGUGGGUUCCGCGCUUGUCUCGUGAAGAGCUGCAGACCCACUUGAUGUCGCUCGACUGCUACGCGCUGGUGAAGAGCGGCAAGCGCGAAAAGGGCUCGCGGACCGCCGCUGCCAUGUCCGUCCGCGCGUUUUGGACGACGAAGCUUUCCUCGUGCGUCACGAUGGCCGAAGUAUCGCGCGCUGUUCAAGACGACAGCUCGCUCUCCCAACUUCUACUACAACUGUAA